Symbiodinium natans is the source of this 999-nucleotide messenger RNA. The record is from the annotation of a GenBank genome assembly. NCBI's taxonomy places the organism in Eukaryota, Dinophyceae, Suessiales, Symbiodiniaceae.
AUGGCGAGUGAAUCUCUUCAGUUCUUCAUCUUCGGCAGUCCGGUCACCAUGUCACCAUCACCAACCAUCCACGGCACGGGCUUCUCGGAGAAUCUGAGUCCACAUGUGUACGGCCGGUUUGACACCCCGGACAUCGAAAAGGUCAUGGCCGAAUUGCGCAAACCUUCUUGUGGUGGUGGCUCGGUGACCAUACCGCACAAGGAAUCCAUCAAAGAACACAUGGACGAGUUGUCUGAUGCUGCCCGCGUCAUUGGUGCAGUCAAUACGGUGACCAAGUGCAGCGGCCGUUUCAAAGGCGACAACACAGAUUGGCUUGGCAUUAAGAACCAGCUCGAAGCUCGACUCAGAGGCCGGAAGACCGAUAAGUUGACCUGCCUUCUUUGUGGAGCUGGCGGUACGGCAAGGGCAGCCGCCUAUGCCAUGAAGCAAAUGGGGGCAACUAGAGUGUUGAUUUUCAACAGGACAGCCAGCCGUGCGCAAGAGCUUGCGCAAGAGUUUGGCUUUGAGGCCUGUCCAGAUCUUGAUAGUUUGCAGCACGUCCAAGAUCUGCAUGUGGUGGUGAACACGCUGCCGGGAAGCACUCAGUUCACUUUGCCAGAUUCCUCCGCGCUCAGGAGGUGCCGACCAGUAGUUCUGGAGGCUGCUUACAUCCCACGACGAACAGCGUUCGUUUGUCAAGCCCUGGACGCAGGUUGCGAGGUUGUGGAAGGUAUUGAGAUGCUUUUCGAGCAAGGCUGCGCGCAAUGUGAGAUUUGGACGCAGAAGCCUGCUCCACGCUCACGCAUUGCACAGGCUCUUCUGGAGGCGCUCUUCAAAGCGGGCUCCACCCAUCCGGCUUUUGCAAAGAUGGAGCCGUAUGGCGAGUUGCCUACAUCUUUGGUGGCGGAGGCCAAGCAGUCAACUACCAACGUUCGGGUGUACCUGGCCAUAUCUGCGGUUCUAGCGCUGACGACCAUGGCUAUCUAUGUGUGCAGGAAGCAGGCCAGCAAACGGAGCUGA